AUGGGCGCUCCCGGUCAGCAAGACCGAGCCGCCGUGGGCUGCGCGCGAGCCUGGGGCUGCUCGUGCGGGGACGGUCGCUUGGCCGCCGACUGCGUCAACCACGUGGCAUCCCAACACGUCGAGUUUCUGGGCGAGCCGUACGGGCCCGAUGCCACGAGCCAGGCGGCCUUCCCGCUGUUCCCUGACCGGCGGGGAGGCACCGUCACCGAGGAAACCGUCUUCAAGCUCGUGGAGUCCCUUGCCGAGCUCAUGGACUUCAGCACGCUGGACGAUUCAGGCCACCGCUGCUUCGGGGGCUGCGAGUCUCCGGGGCCCAGUGGCUCGCGGCUGUGGGCUUCUCUGUGGACGAGGUCAAGACCUUCGGCAGGUGGGAGUCCGAGGUAG
Molecule: messenger RNA, 384 nt
Organism: Prorocentrum cordatum
Lineage: Eukaryota; Dinophyceae; Prorocentrales; Prorocentraceae
Source: the annotation of a GenBank genome assembly